Molecule: messenger RNA, 483 nt
Organism: Gongylonema pulchrum
Lineage: Eukaryota; Metazoa; Nematoda; Chromadorea; Rhabditida; Gongylonematidae
Source: the annotation of a GenBank genome assembly
GAGGAAUAUUUGGCUUUGCCUGUGGAGGAUGUUGUGGCGAUCCUCAGUCGGGAUGAACUCUUUGUCGAAAGUGAGGAGCAGAUUUUUGAUGCGGCAAUGCGCUGGUUACAACACGAUUCCGAGAGAACGCGAUAUUCACCGAGAGUACUGAAAUGUGUUCGAAUGCCACUACUGAAGCCGCAUUUCAUAACUGAUCAUGUGGCUUCUCAUCCGAUAAUACGCGAAUGCCUCACUUGUCGUGAUUUGAUCGAUGAAGCAAAAGACUACCAUCUUAUGCCGGAGAGAAGAAAAUCUUUCAAAACGUUCAGGACGAAACAGAGGUGCUGUUUUGAUGUGCCUGGAUUAAUCUUUGCCGUUGGUGGUCUGACCAAUACAGGCGAUUCACUGUCAACUGUGGAAUUUUAUGAUCCACGCACUGGUAAUCGCCAUAUAUUUUUUUGUGCAAGAGCUUUAAACAAACGUACUGAAUAUAAAUCACUUUGA